AUAAUAUCUAAAUUGUAUAGACUAUUUACACAGAUGGCUUUUUAGUAUAUAGAAUCAGUAUCUAUGUAACCGCCGCAAACAUGGAAGGCAUAAUGACAAUCAAGCGUAACGUAUGAUAUAAUCGGUAUAACCCACAGAAAAUGGAAGUACAUGUAAUAUGUGAUUGUACGGAAUGCAGCAGCAGACUAAUUGAAAUAGGCGGAGUUAAUAUACUAUGCAAUCUGCCGACGAAGUUGCUACACAAGUGCUACAAAGAACUAGAAGAUAACCCAUUCUGUGAAGGGGAGCAUCAUUGGAGCCAAGAAUUAUACGAUAAACUCUUAUGUGUACGCAUACAUAUCAUUAUCGCAACCACGCCACGUGGAUUAGAUGGGUUGGAAACCUUGCGCAAAAUAUCUGAUAUAGAAACAGCAUAUAUAGUUUGCACAAGACCGGUAUAUACAAUCGCCAGGCUAGCAAUACCCAAACGAUAUAAUGAGCCCCCAAUUCUAGUACUCGAUAAUAAAAAUCAAGUCAACGUAAGGAAAACAGCAACCCAUCAAAAUGGCAUCCAUACUGAUCCCCAAACUACAGAACAAUGCAAUGUCAUCCAAGACUUGGGGAAUGAAGAUAACGUACAUGUGGCAUGGAAAGAUGUUACUUCAGAUGCAGCAAGCUCAGAUGAUACAUUGGAAACCAUAGAAAGUGAUAAUGAUGUUGAACAAUCACAAAGUGAGACUACAGGAGGAAAUCCUUCAAGUAGCCAGAGUAAAUACCAUCAAGCCAAUGAUAAAUAUAAUAAACGAAGUGACGAUGCAUUUAAACCUAGCAUAUAUGGAAGAAAGAAAAACGCUACUCCCAUACUGGCAGAUCCAAAUCUACCAAAUACAAAAAGAUUGCAUGCGAUUUCAUAUAAUGAAAUUGUUAACCUGGAAGUAGACAUGAACGCCGAAAAUAUACACCGCCAUCCAGAAGUAAAGACACCAAAGCAUAACAGGUUCUCCCACGUAACAAGUAUCAAGCUCUGUGCAUACAGCAGCGGAUUUGGAUUAGGCUCAUCGAAUUGGACAAUAACGCAUCCAGAUAGUGAUGUGACUAUAGGCAUUAUAGGAGAAACGGGAUAUGAAAACAGUGGUAGAUUCUGUACACCAGUGGAUAUGUCAUUUAUACACAUCCUAGACGUUGUUAUAUUGCUAGACAAUGCAGUAGCAAAGACAGGUGUGACUCCCAAAAUUGAACUUAAAAUCAAAAAGGAAUUGAAAAUGCACCAAAAUACUAUGAUAGGAUACCAAUUGGACGCAUUAUGUGACAAUGCACUAGAGGGAAUACAAAACCUGGAAGGAAGUGUAAUAGUCAUAGACCCAUAUACCGAAACGCUAAUUGACUUAAUAGAACACUUGCACAACCAUGUCCAUAACAACGUCAAACAACAAGUAUGCAUAUAUGUCAUAGGAACGGGAAUGGUUGAUACCUUGAACUUCACUGACAAGUGCGCGGAAUGGGUACAGAAAACAAGAGCGGAACUUACCAUGCACCAUGAAACACCAAUGUCACCGUUCCCUAUAAUAACGACCAUGAGAGAAGAAAAUAAACUCUUUGUUUGUAACAAUAUAAACGAUAUAAAGGAUGUAUACAGGUACCCAUCACUAAUAAUAACCAAAUAUGACGCAUUUAUGGAACCUUACCUCCUUGGGAGAAUGUAUGCAGGAGCACAUAUAGUAACGACAUCAGAUACAUACAGAGAAGCACUAAUGAGUGCAGCUGCAAAAUAUGGAAUUGACCAUAAUAUAAACACUAUGCCAGUCGACUUCCGAAUGGGCCUUGAAACCAUGAUAGGCAUGAUUUGUGAUAAACGGUUCAUAGUUGUAUCGGAAUAUAUAAAGUCUAAAAUACACCCCUCAUUGAAAGUACUUGUGGGUAAUCAUGUCAAAAUACCACUCCAAAAGGAACACUCUCUAAUGUGCACUAAAGUAAAGGCGAGUGAUAUACAAAAGGCCUCAGAAAAUGUACAAACGGUGACUACAACACUCAAAGCAAGUAACGUGAAUAUCAAAGUAAACGGCUCCGAUAAUAUGCAAAUUAAUCCGGGGGUCCCGGAAAAUGAAGAUUCAAAAUUCACAUUUGGAACGUUCAAAGCACAGCAAUUGGUCAAACAGCUGGUUAAUGCCGGAUUUACAAAUAGCAAAAUCCAAACCACGGAUGCAAACUACCCCUUGGUAAUUGAAGUAGAUAAUGAAUGUAAAGUAAUACUUCAGUCAAUGCACGAAACGUGUGUGGAUACAGCCUCAAUGCAAAAAAGGCAAGUUAUCGUAAAAGCAUUAGAGCAGUUGUUGGUCACACUAUAACACC
Molecule: messenger RNA, 2328 nt
Organism: Babesia bovis T2Bo
Lineage: Eukaryota; Apicomplexa; Aconoidasida; Piroplasmida; Babesiidae
Exons: 1
Coding region: 141-2324 (727 amino acids)
Biological process (GO): snRNA processing
Cellular component (GO): integrator complex
Source: RefSeq, a predicted model, not a curated record